UCAGGAUGCCUGCACAGUGGUAAGUUCUGGUGAAAGGCGAGAGCAGCUCUCAUUGUCAUUCUUAGCUGGACAGGAGUCUCCCGGUGGAGGCCUGCUUGAAUCCCACCCAGAAUUUCCUUUCUAGAACUUUUGGGGAAGAGGAAGAGAAGCAGGACCAUCAGUGAAGUGGACCUGCGGAGCUUUCAAAGCCACCUUAGAACUCCAGCCCCGCCUUGGCUUCAGUUCUGGCCGCCCCUAUGAAUGAAAUUGCUAAGUGGGUAGGCCGGGUGUAUGAUUUUAAGGAGAAUGAACCCUAUUUCUUCUUGCUACUUCCUGAAUCUGAUUUGAAAUGAUGGAUUCCACGCUGGCAAAGGCAGAGAGAAACUCGUUGGGAUUAUAUAAGAUGAGAAUUCUCCAGCCAACUUCUGGGAUUCUAAAAACAGGGGUGUGACCGGAACACAAAAAGGGCAAAUUGUAUGGAGAAUUGAGCCUGGGCCCUAUUUCAUGGAACCGGAGAUAAAAAUCUGUUUUAAAUACUACCACGGCAUUAGUGGAGCCCUGCGAGCCACGACCCCCUGCAUCACUGUGAAGAACCCAGCUGUGAUGAUGGGGGCAGAAGGCACGGAAGGAGGUGCUUCAGGGAAUCUGCAUUCUCGGAAACUGGUUAGCUUUACAUUGUCAGAUCUUAGGGCAGUUGGGCUAAAGAAAGGGAUGUUCUUCAAUCCUGACCCUUAUCUCAAGAUGUCCAUUCAGCCAGGGAAGAAGAGCAGUUUUCCCACCUGUGCCCACCACGGGCAGGAGAGGAGGUCUACUAUCAUCAGUAACACCACUAAUCCAAUUUGGCACCGAGAGAAAUAUUCCUUUUUUGCACUUCUUACUGAUGUCUUAGAAAUUGAAAUUAAAGACAAAUUUGCCAAGAGCCGUCCUAUCAUCAAGCGUUUCCUGGGAAAACUAACCAUUCCAGUCCAGAGGCUGCUGGAGCGACAAGCCAUCGGUGAUCAAAUGCUCAGCUACAACCUUGGCAGAAGGCUCCCAGCUGACCAUGUGAGUGGGUACCUCCAGUUUAAGGUGGAGGUUACGUCUUCUGUUCACGAAGAUGCUUCUCCAGAAGCCGUUGGCACCAUUCUUGGAGUCAGUACUGUGAAUGGGGACCUAGGAAGCCCUUCUGAUGACGAGGACAUGCCAGGCAGCCAUCACGACGGCCCAGUUUGUGCUAACGGGCCAGUUUCUGAGGAAAGUACUGCUGACGGGACCCCCAAGCAUUCAUUGAGGACUAGCUCCACUCUGGAAAUAGACACAGAGGAUUUAAAUUCUACUUCUUCAAGGACGUCACCUCCCAGAGGACGUCAGGAUUCACUCAAUGAUUACUUAGAUGCUAUUGAACACAACGGCCAUUCCAGGCCGGGGGCAGCGACCUGCUCUGAGAGGUCCAUGGGAGCCUCUCCCAAACUGAGGAGUAGUUUUCCCACAGACACAAGACUCAACGCAAUGCUUCACAUCGACUCAGAUGAAGAAGACCACGAGUUCCAGCAAGACCUGGGUUACCCGUCUUCCUUGGAGGAGGAAGGAGGGCUGAUCAUGUUUAGCAGGGCAUCCAGAACUGACGAUGCGAGCCUGACAUCUCAGACAAAGCCAGAAGACAACCCCAUUGAGAAUGAGGACGCCUCCACACAUGAAGCUGCUUCCCUCCAGGACAAGCCGGAAAAUCUUCCAGAGAUUACAGACAGCUCCUUACCCUCAGGCCCAGCCCCAGAUGAAGGUGAAGGCGGCCCUGAGUCUCAACCCAGUGGGGACCAGGGCAGCACCGAACUGUGUGGCUCUCAGGAGGUGGAUCAGCCCACAAGUGGGGCAGACACGGGGACUUCCGACACGUCAGGAGGAAGCCGCAGGGCCAUCAGUGAGACUGAGUCCCUGGACCAGGGGUCCGAGCCUUCCCAGGUGUCCUCUGAGACAGAACCCAGUGACCCUGCCAGGACAGAGAGCGUGAGCGAAGCCAGCACCAGGCCCGAGGGAGAGAGUGACCUGGAGGGCGCCGACAGCUCCUGCAACGAGAGCGUGACCACGCAGCUGUCCUCGGUGGAGACGCGGUGCUCGUCCCAGGAGAGCGCACGGUUCCCCGAAACCCCAGCCUUUUCUUCUCAGGAGGAGGAAGACGGAGCCUGCGCAGCAGAGCCCGCCGGCGGCAGCCCCGCCGAAGGGUCGCAGGACUCCAUAUGCACCCCGGGUUCUCUGCCUGUGGUGCAGGUGCCCAGUGGGGAGGAGGAGGGGCCGGGGGCGGAAUCAGCCGCUUUACCUGAGCAGGAGGAGCUGGGGGAGGUCUGGCAGCGGAGAGGGAGCCUGGAGGGAGCCGCCGCCGCUGCUGCUGAGAGCCAGCGCCAGGAAGAGGGCGACGGCGAUGCCGAUGCCACCGCGGGUGCCCGAGGCGCCUGUGAAGGGGCCACUGCCCAGGAGGAGGGCGCUACUGGAGGUUCUCAAGCCAACGGCCACCAGCCAUUGCGGUCACUACCUUCAGUGCGCCAAGAUGUUAGCCGGUACCAGAGGGUGGACGAGGCUCUCCCACCAAACUGGGAGGCACGCAUUGACAGCCAUGGUAGAAUCUUCUACGUGGAUCAUGUGAACAGAACCACGACGUGGCAACGGCCAACAGCUCCCCCAGCCCCACAGGUGCUGCAGAGAUCUAACUCCAUACAGCAGAUGGAGCAGCUGAACCGGCGAUAUCAGAGUAUCCGCAGAACCAUGACCAAUGAGAGGCCAGAGGAAAACACCAAUACUCUUGAUGGGGGAGGGGAAGAAGCUGACUUUCACCAAGCCAGUGCAGAUUUCCGACGGGAGAACGUCCUGCCUCACUCUACCUCCAGAUCCAGGCUCACGUUGCUGUUACAGUCUCCCCCCGUGAAGUUCCUCAUCAGCCCAGAGUUCUUCACCGUGCUGCAUUCUAACCCUAGUGCCUACCGCAUGUUUACAAACAACACGUGUUUGAAGCACAUGAUCACCAAAGUCCGGCGGGACACCCACCACUUUGAACGCUACCAGCAUAACCGGGACCUUGUGGGAUUCCUCAACAUGUUUGCGAACAAACAGCUAGAGCUGCCAAGGGGCUGGGAAAUGAAACACGAUCAUCAGGGCAAGGCAUUCUUUGUCGACCACAACUCCCGCACCACCACCUUCAUCGACCCCCGGCUGCCUCUCCAGAGCAGCAGACCCACCAGCGCGCUGGUUCAUCGGCAGCACCUGACGAGGCAACGCAGCCACAGCGCGGGUGAGGUAGGAGAGGAUUCUCGACAUGCAGGACCACCAGUUCUUCCCAGGCCAUCCAGCACGUUCAAUACAGUCAGUAGGCCACAGUACCAGGACAUGGUUCCAGUGGCUUACAAUGACAAGAUUGUUGCAUUUCUGCGUCAACCCAAUAUCUUUGAAAUUCUACAGGAGCGUCAACCUGAUCUUACCAGGAAUCACUCACUCAGGGAGAAGAUCCAAUUUAUCCGAACUGAAGGGACCCCAGGAUUGGUGCGCCUUUCAAGUGAUGCAGACCUUGUUAUGUUGCUGAGUUUAUUUGAAGAAGAGAUAAUGUCAUAUGUGCCUCCACAUGCCUUACUCCACCCCAGCUACUGUCAGUCCCCACGUGGCUCCCCCGUGUCGUCUCCUCAGAACUCGCCAGGUACUCAGCGUGCCAAUGCCAGGGCUCCAGCCCCUUACAAGCGAGAUUUUGAAGCCAAACUAAGGAACUUUUACAGGAAGUUAGAGACUAAAGGAUAUGGACAAGGCCCAGGGAAAUUAAAGUUGAUUAUUCGAAGAGAUCACUUACUAGAAGAUGCUUUUAAUCAGAUUAUGGGCUACUCCAGAAAAGAUCUGCAGAGAAACAAGCUAUAUGUCACCUUUGUUGGGGAGGAAGGGCUGGAUUACAGUGGACCUUCCAGAGAGUUUUUCUUCCUGGUAUCCAGAGAACUCUUUAACCCAUAUUAUGGCUUAUUUGAGUAUUCAGCCAAUGACACAUACACAGUACAAAUAAGUCCCAUGUCUGCUUUUGUAGACAAUCACCAUGAAUGGUUCCGGUUCAGUGGUAGGAUCCUUGGUCUUGCACUAAUACACCAGUAUUUGUUGGAUGCCUUCUUCACACGGCCCUUUUAUAAGGCUCUUCUGAGAAUUCUGUGUGACCUGAGUGAUCUAGAAUACCUUGAUGAAGAAUUCCACCAGAGCCUGCAGUGGAUGAAAGACAAUGAUAUCCAUGACAUCCUAGACCUCACGUUCACUGUGAACGAAGAAGUUUUUGGGCAGAUUACCGAACGAGAAUUAAAGCCAGGGGGUGCCAAUAUCCCGGUCACGGAGAAGAACAAGAAGGAGUACAUUGAGAGGAUGGUGAAGUGGAGGAUUGAGAGGGGUGUUGUACAACAAACAGAGAGCUUAGUGCGCGGCUUCUAUGAGGUGGUGGAUGCCAGGCUGGUAUCUGUCUUUGAUGCAAGAGAACUAGAACUGGUCAUUGCAGGCACAGCUGAAAUAGACCUAAGUGACUGGAGAAACAACACAGAAUAUAGAGGAGGAUACCAUGACAAUCAUAUUGUAAUUCGGUGGUUCUGGGCUGCAGUGGAAAGAUUCAACAAUGAACAACGACUAAGGUUGUUACAGUUUGUUACAGGCACAUCCAGCAUUCCCUAUGAAGGAUUUGCUUCUCUCCGAGGGAGUAACGGCCCAAGAAGAUUCUGUGUGGAGAAGUGGGGGAAAAUCACUGCUCUUCCCAGAGCUCAUACUUGUUUUAACCGUCUGGAUCUGCCCCCAUACCCAUCCUUUUCCAUGCUUUAUGAAAAACUCUUGACAGCAGUUGAGGAGACCAGUACCUUUGGACUUGAAUGAACUGGAAGCACAAUGCCCAGCCCUUUGUGGACAGGCAAUUUCAGAUGCUGCCUUCUGGAAGAAUGACUGAACACUGGAAGUUUCAAGAGUUUGCUUCCUUUAGGGUAACGCUGAGUGCUGUUAUUUUCCAGGAACACGUGCUCUGUCACAUUUGGGGGACUGGUGAUGAGUCCUCUUGGAAGGAUUGGGUGAGCUUGAUGCCCAGGGAACAACCCAAUAGUCUUUCAAUCAACAGUUCUUGACUGCCAAACUUUUUCCAUUUGUUAUGUUCCAAGACAGAGAUGAACCUGUAUAUGAUCAGCUCCAUGGUAAUUUCUAGGGACUCAGGAGAAUCUUGAAACUUACUCUUGAAUGUGGUUCAAGCCAAACUGGCAGCACUUGGCCCAAUCUCCAAAUUAGUGCAAGUUAAAUAAUAUAAUAAAAACAAAUAUAUUUCCUGAAAGUAUAUUCAUUUAAGCCCUAAGUUAUAACAGAAUAUUCGUUUCUUGCUUAUGAGUGCCUGCAUGGUGUGCACCAUAGGUUUCAGCUUUCAUGGGACAUGAGUGAAAAUGAAACCAAGUCAAUAUGAGGUAACUUUAAAGAUUUGCAAUAAGGUGGUCUGUGACAAUGUAUAUGCAAGUGGUAUGUGUGUAAUUAUGGCUGAAGACAAACCGUUAUUCAAUGAAUUACUAAUGACAGAUUUUAUGCUUUAUAAUGCAUGAAAACAAUUUUAAAAUAACUAGCAAUUAAUCACAGCAUAUCAGGAAAAAGUACACAGUGAGUUCUGUUUAUUUUUUAUAGGUUCAUUAUAUUUAUGUUCUUUAAGAUGUAUAUAAGAACCUACCUAUCAUGCUGUAUGUAUCACCUGUUCCAUUGUCAUGUUCCAUGCUUACUCGGGCAUCAUGCUAGUAUGCAUCCAUUUAAGCACUCUCAAGGGAACAAAAGGGCCUUUUAUUUUUAUAAAGGUUAAAACAAAAUCCCCAAAAUAUUUUGCACUGAAUGUACCAAAGUUGAAGGGACAUUACUAUAUGACUAACAGCAACUCCAUCACUUGACAAGUACAAUAGAAAAUAGCUUCUAAAUCAGACUUCCUUCACAGUGCCGUGUCUACCACUACAAGGACUGUGCAUCUGAGUAAUAAUUUUUUAAGACUCACUAUAUGUGAUAGUAUGAUAUGCAUUUAUUUAAAAUGCAUUAGAUUCUCUUCCAUCCAUCAAAUACUUUAUAGGAUGGCAUUUAAUACAGAUAUUUCGUAUUUCCCCCACUGCUUUUUAUUUGUACAGCAUCAUUAAACACUAAGCUCAGUUAAGGAGCCAUCAGCAACACUGAAAAGAUCAGCUCUCUUUAGUAAUAAGAAUUCCAUUUUCCCUCAUCAAUGAAGACAUCACGAAUUGAAACUCUCAGUACUAUAUUUCUAAGCCUGCAUUUUCACUGAUGCAUAAUUUUCUUAUUAAGAAACAGUUUUUCUAUGGUAACUCCAAAACUGCAUGAUAUCAUUCAUCUUAUUUCUUCUUAAUUUUUAUGAGAGGGUGUCCUUCAUCUUAAUUGCUUUUGGGAUUACUCCACAUCAUUGUUUAUUUCUUGACUUAUGGCCAUAAAUAAUCAGACAUUCAAUAGAGUGAAGUUAAAUUGAGGAUGAUAAAAGCGUUGGAUUAACAUUUGGUUUGCCAGCCUAUGGGUUUACAGGCAUUCCCCAAAUAUUUCUUUGAGACUUACAUUUGUAAGCAGCCAUGGAAUUCCUGUUAUGGGAUGUUGGCAGUCUUGUAUUUUAUAGAGGUUAUAUGCAUAGUUUUCAUAGGUGUUUCAUGAGAACUGAUUGCUCUCCUGUUGGUUAAGCUGUGUUUACUAUUGGAAGCCUCAAAAGGAAUAGCACUCAUGUUGCAUUCCUGCACUAGAAGCAGGUACUGCAAUGUGGGGAGAUGUUCUGAGAAAAGGUUAUAUUAGAAAAUAUAUAAUAGAAAUCUGGACACAAGAAAGGAAGAUUUAUCUGUAUACAAUAAUUGGACCAGAAAAAAGGGAAAAGAAAAAAAAAUUUAACUGGAAAUGUCAGUUUGUACUUAUUGAUCAUGAAUACAAGUAUAUAUUUAAUUUUGCAAAC
Messenger RNA from Lemur catta (Ring-tailed lemur), 6904 nucleotides. RefSeq names its product HECT, C2 and WW domain containing E3 ubiquitin protein ligase 2 (gene HECW2). The record is from RefSeq and is a predicted model, not a curated record. Gene Ontology annotation, molecular function: protein binding; ubiquitin-protein transferase activity. The transcript has 28 exons. Gene Ontology annotation, biological process: regulation of dendrite morphogenesis. NCBI's taxonomy places the organism in Eukaryota, Metazoa, Chordata, Mammalia, Primates, Lemuridae. Bases 484 to 4827 code for a protein of 1447 amino acids.